This is a messenger RNA of Notodromas monacha, 2706 nucleotides long. The record is from the annotation of a GenBank genome assembly. NCBI's taxonomy places the organism in Eukaryota, Metazoa, Arthropoda, Ostracoda, Podocopida, Cyprididae.
AUGUCAAGCAAAACUUCUACUAAUGCGACGUCGUCGGUGCCGAAAAGUUCGUCACCGCUCGUCGUUGUCGCCAAUAGACUCCCGUUCAUCUUGCGCCGAAACGAAGAAACGGGGGAGUUGGAGCGCAAACAAUCUGCUGGAGGGUUGGUUACAGCAGUUGCCCCAGCCGUGUUGGCGUGUGAUGGGAUGUGGGUCGGCUGGCCCGGGAUGCAUGUCGAAGAUCCCACGGAACCCAUCCCGGAAUCUUCGCCCGAGGACAAGGCGCCGACUGCUGGACUCCGAUCCGACCAGGUGGUCGCUGUCAAUAUUGACAAGUCCUUUUUCGACUCGUAUUACAACGGCUGUUGUAAUGGGACAUUUUGGCCUCUGUUCCACUCCAUGCCUGACAGAGCCAUUUUCAGUUCUGAACACUACCAGGCCUACACUCAUGUGAAUGAGCUUUUUGCCGAGGAUACGAUGAAGGCAUUGAAGAAGAUCACUAGCAGACCGGGUGUGCAGGCGGGUGACAAACAUUUGCCCAUUAUCUGGAUCCAUGAUUACCACCUCAUGCUGGCUGCCAACUCUAUCAGGGCUUCAUGUGAAGAAGAAGACAUCAAGUGCAAGUUGGGGUUCUUCCUCCACAUCCCGUUCCCACCAUGGGACAUCUUCCGUCUUUUCCCAUGGGACGACGAGAUCCUCCAGGGCAUGUUAGGAUGCGACCUAGUGGGUUUCCACAUCGAAGACUACUGCAGGAACUUUCUGGAUUGCUGCGCUCGGAGACUCGGGUGCAAAGUGGACAGACGGAAUAAGCUGGUGGAAUUCUGCGGACGCACUGUGCGAGUCCGCACUCUGCCGAUCGGCAUUCCGUACGAGCGGUUUGCGCAAAUGGCCAACGAUGCCCCCAGGGUGGUCAAGGCCGAUGGCAAAAGCAGCCAGAUCAUUUUGGGCGUCGACCGUCUGGACUACACCAAGGGGAUCGUCCAUAGGCUGAAAGCCCUCGAACACUUGUAUGAAAACCAUCCCGAGCACUUGGAGAAUGUGACUCUGCUGCAAGUGGCUGUUCCGUCGAGGACGGAUGUGCGGGAGUACCAGGCGCUGAAGGAAGAAAUCGACCAGGAAGUGGGUCGCAUCAACGGAAGGUUCUCCACUCCGAAUUGGUCGCCCAUCAGGUACCUGUACGGCUGUGUGGGCCAGAAUGAAUUGGCGGCUUUCUACAGGGACUCGAGUGUCGCUCUGGUCACUCCCCUGAGGGACGGCAUGAAUCUGGUGGCCAAGGAAUACGUGGCUUGCCAGGUUGACAAGCCCGGAGUGUUGAUUUUGUCGCCAUUCGCUGGCGCGGGAGAGACCAUGCACGAGGCACUCGUGGUGAAUCCCUACGAAAUCAGCGAAGUGGCGGAAGUGAUCCACCGGGCCCUGACGAUGCCGGAGGACGAACGGGAACUGCGGAUGUAUCAUUUGCGACGUCGCGAGAGGCAGAUGGACAUUUCCCACUGGUUGAAUGCGUUCCUGGCUGACAUGGGGGCCCUGAUUGCCGAGGAUGGCAUCCCUGCACCCAAUGCACCACCAGCCACAAAUGGCUCGAGCACUCAGAUUGAGCCGAUGUCGGUGGAGGACUUCGACGAGUUCCUUGCAAGCUACAUCGACGAGAGCAGCAAAUUGGCACUCUUGUUGGAUUACGAUGGAACCCUGGCACCAAUUGCCCCGAAGCCGCAUCUGGCGUUCCUUCCGAAGGAAACGAAAAAGGUUUUAUUGCGAUUGUCCAAUAUCGCGGACGUGCAUAUCGCUAUCAUCUCGGGGAGAAGCCUGCAGGACGUGAAAGAAAUGGUGGGCAUUGACGGGUUGACCUACGCCGGGAACCACGGGCUGGAGAUCCUGCAUCCGGACGGCACCAAGUUCGUGCAUCCCGUGCCCCAGGGCCACGAGGAAAACCUUUCUCAAAUCAAGCAAGAACUGCAAGAGUCCUGCUGCAGGGACGGGGCUUGGAUUGAGCCCAAGGGCGCCUUGCUCACUUUCCACUACAGGGGUGCUCCUGCCAAUUGUCAUUCCAAGCUGAAGACGGACGCCACGAAAAUCAUCACCAAGCAUGGGUUCACGGCGUCCCCGGCGCAUUGUGCCAUCGAAGCCCGACCGCCGGUCCAGUGGGACAAGGGCAGGGCGUCCAUUCACAUCCUGCGCACCAUGUACGGCGUGGACUGGUGCGAGCGGGUGCGAGUCAUCUACUGCGGGGACGACCACACGGACGAGGACGCCAUGCGGGCGCUCAAGGGCAUCGCGACGACGUUCCGAGUCACGACGUCGCACGCGGUCCGCACGGCCGCCACCAGGCGCCUGUCCAGCACAGACAGCGUCCUCACGCUCCUGCGCUGGGUCGAGCGCCACAUGCAGGGACGCCCCAUGAAGGGAUGGUUCGAAAAGUUUUGUUGGUACCUGGAAAUGAAGAGCUAUUCGAGUUUCCGAGUCAGAAUCCUUCAAAUCAUUCUUGAGACCCACGAUGACGAAGACACAGCGAGCUUUAGUAGCUGGCAGCUCCACGGCAAUGGCUCCACGAGUUUCGAAAUGUCCGAUCCCGAGGACUGGAAACCAAACACCAGCUCCAACAACAACAACAACGACAACCACAAGAACGACAGCGAUGAAAGUGAAAAUGAUGCUGAUCAGCAUCAUCAUCAUCAGAAGGAGGAUGAUGAUGAUCAGCGACCCGCAUCCGCAAAAACCGCUUCGUUUGCC